AGUGUGACGAUAUAUCCUCGAAUUCAAAGGAAAUGUCUAGUAAGAGCUCCCUAGGUAACAAUACAUCUGUUUUAAAGCAGUUCGACCUGGAUCAAAUAUGGGGAGAUCUACAUGCUGGCAUCCAGCAAGUAUACAAUCGAGAAACGAUGCAUAAAUCACGUUACAUACAGCUCUAUACACACGUUUAUAAUUAUUGCACUUCCGUUCAUCAACAGAACAAUGGACGAGCUUCGGCAAAUGCAAACCCAAAGGGUAAAAAGAAUCAGAUCGGAGGAGGUGCCCAGCUAGUUGGAUUAGAACUUUAUAAGAGACUGAGAGACUUUCUUAGGAACUAUCUUGUUACUUUACUCAGUGAUGGACUACAUCGCAUGGACGAAGACGUUCUCAAAUUUUAUACAAAUCAAUGGGAGGAUUAUCAGUUUUGUAGUAAAGUGCUCGAUGGUGUAUGUGCAUAUCUUAAUAGACAUUGGGUGAAAAGGGAAUGUGAGGAAGGUAGGAAAGGUAUAUAUGAAAUAUAUCAACUCGCACUGGUUACAUGGAGGGAUCAUCUCUUCAAACAAUUAAAUAAGGCAGUUACCAACGCAGUUCUAAAACUGAUAGAAAAAGAAAGGAACGGCGAAACAAUUAACACGCGUUUAGUAUCUGGUGUAAUAAACUGUUACGUAGAACUAGGUUUAAAUGAAGAAGAACCAGGAGCGAAAGGGCCUAACUUAAGUGUUUACAAGGACAGUUUUGAAAACGUUUUUCUAGAAGAUACCGAACGAUUUUACAUGAGGGAGAGCACUUCGUUCUUGUCCGAAAAUCCGGUUACUGAAUAUAUGAAAAGGGCGGAGCAAAGGCUUGCAGAAGAACAAAAACGUGUCCAGAACUACCUCCAUAUAACAACAAGUGAACGAUUAGCAGGAACUUGUGAACGUGUUCUUAUUCAGAAACAUUUGGAACUGUUCCAUUCGGAAUUCCAGCAACUUUUAGACGAUGACAAAGACGCCGAUCUAGGUAGGAUGUACAGCUUAGUUGCUAGGAUUCCAGACGGUCUCGGUGAGCUGAAAACGUUACUGGAACAACACAUAGCUGCACAAGGUUUAGCUGCAAUCGAGAAGUGUGGAGAAAGUGCAGUUAAUGAUCCUAAGGUUUACGUCAAUACGAUAUUAGAAGUGCACAAGAAAUAUAAUGCUCUAGUUUUAGUGGCGUUUAGUAAUGACAGUGGCUUCGUUGCUGCCCUAGACAAGGCUUGCGGCAGAUUCAUUAAUGCCAACGCUGUCACUAAACAAGCUAAUUCAAGCAGUAGGUCUCCGGAACUACUUGCAAAAUACUGUGAUCUUUUAUUGAAAAAAUCAAAUAAAAACGCUGAAGAGGCUGAGCUCGAAGAUACUUUAAAUCAAGUGAUGGUAGUAUUCAAAUAUAUAGAAGAUAAGGACGUCUUUCAAAAAUUCUAUAGUAAAAUGUUGGCCAAAAGGUUAGUGCAGCAUAUGUCGGCUAGUGACGAUGCUGAAGCUUCGAUGAUCUCAAAAUUAAAACAAGCUUGCGGGUUUGAAUAUACGUCUAAACUUCAAAGGAUGUUCCAAGACAUUGGAGUCUCAAAGGAUUUAAAUGAACAAUUUAGAACUCACUUACUCAAGUCAAAUGAAUCUUUAGGAAUCGAUUUUACUAUUCAAGUAUUAUCUUCGGGCUCUUGGCCAUUUCAACAAUCAUUUACAUUUGGUUUACCCUCCGAGUUGGAACGAAGCGUACAUAGGUUUACAAAUUUUUACUCAGGUCAGCAUUCAGGGAGAAAACUAAAUUGGCUGUAUAAUAUGUCUAAAGGAGAGCUCAAUACAAAUUGUUUUAAAAAUAGGUAUACACUACAAGCCAGCACUUUUCAAAUGGCAGUAUUACUGCAAUACAACGUAGCCGACUCGUGGACAAUAGCUCAACUAGAAGAAAAUACACAAAUUAAAAACGACUUUCUUAUACAAGUUGUACAAAUACUACUUAAGGCUAAGCUACUCAAUUGUGAUGACGACGAAAAUGAACUCGGUUUAAAUUCGAUGGUUUGUUUAAAUUUAGGAUUUAAAAAUAAGAAACUUCGAGUAAACAUAAAUAUUCCUAUGAAAACAGAAUUGAAAUUGGAGCAGGAAACGACCCACAAACACAUAGAAGAGGAUAGAAAAUUGUUGAUACAAGCCGCAAUAGUUAGAAUUAUGAAAACGAGAAAGGUGUUGAAACAUCAACAAUUGGUAGCAGAAGUUUUGAAUCAGCUAUCCUCGAGGUUUAAACCAAGAGUUCAUAUUAUUAAGAAAUGUAUAGAUAUUCUAAUCGAAAAGGAAUAUUUGGAAAGAACUGAUGGCCAGAAAGACACAUACAGUUAUCUUGCAUGA
This is a messenger RNA of Diabrotica balteata, 2357 nucleotides long. The record is from the annotation of a GenBank genome assembly. Lineage: Eukaryota; Metazoa; Arthropoda; Insecta; Coleoptera; Chrysomelidae.